This is a messenger RNA of Eimeria mitis, 873 nucleotides long. RefSeq lists its product as uncharacterized. Lineage: Eukaryota; Apicomplexa; Conoidasida; Eucoccidiorida; Eimeriidae. The record is from RefSeq and is a predicted model, not a curated record. Gene Ontology annotation, cellular component: nucleus. Gene Ontology annotation, molecular function: ubiquitin protein ligase activity. The transcript has 8 exons. The coding region runs from base 1 to 873 and encodes 290 amino acids.
AUGGCGCGUCACAGCAAAAACGCCACCUCCGCUCCCUUCUACUCAUAUCAUGAGCGGAAGAAAAUCCGCGCGUUGGGUGUCGGUACACUCAAAGGCCGAUUGGAUACCCGUGCAUGCCGACGCUUCGAAAGCUGUUGGCUUUGCCUCAGCCCGGCCAGAAACCCCCUAGCCACCCCCCAGGAGGCAGCAGCAGCAGCAGAAGCAGCAGCCACAGCAACCCAACGCGCCUUCUUAGAAGCCGAGGCCUCUCUUACCCCCGAGGCCUCCACUGCUGUUGUCCCCAACACCCAAACCUCCCCUACUGCAGAAGAAUUUAGGCGAACCCUGGAGCGAACCGCCAUCACUUCCAAGGAGGAGGCGAGGGCGAAGAACUUCUGGGUGCCGGAGAACACACCAGACGAACCUGAGGCGAAACCGAAGGCUCCCCAGAAAGGUCUAUGCUGCCCCAUUACCGGGACCCCACUGCGUAUAAAACAGCUUGUAACGGUGAAGCCGAAUGUGGCUUCUAAAGAAGACACAGAGAAUACUCGGUGGCUGUGCGCUCUAAGCGGCCGAGAGAUUUCGCAUCAAAAGGCAGCGGUGGUGAAAGCCACUGGCCAAGUCAUUCUGCUCGAGUAUCUGGAGAAACUGAUCUUUGGAAAGAAGGGAGCUCUUACAUCUGGCGUAAUUGAGAAAAAAGAUACCGUGGCUCUCAUCCCUGGAGGCACAGGUGCGCCGCAGGAUACAGCCGGAGCAGCUCGGCAAGCAGCAGCAGUAGUUUAUGCAACAGGAGCAGCAGCAGGAGCAGAAAACGGCAGUGCUUGUGACAGUACCGGUAACAUUAGCAGCAACAGCAGGACUAUUAUCAUGUACCAUCAUCAGCAGCAGCCGUAG